Molecule: messenger RNA, 1054 nt
Organism: Geodia barretti
Lineage: Eukaryota; Metazoa; Porifera; Demospongiae; Tetractinellida; Geodiidae
Source: the annotation of a GenBank genome assembly
GGCGUGCAGUCAGAGCAUCCGCCGCGCGAAUUUGACGACGUGUGCUUCAAGUCAUCGCUUUGGAUUCGUUUUCUCUGUAACUGCAUUGUUAUCACUCACAGGCAACUUGAGGAUCACGGGAUGGUGUCUAGGGCUUCUCCGUUCGUAACUAUUUGCCUUCUCUUGCGGAUUGCACACUGCCAAUUGGACAUUGAUAAUCCAUGUGACACGGACAUGCGUUUGUGUGGUGAUAAUGCCGUGUGUAUGGGAUCUGAUGGCAGGUAUACUUGCACAUGCAUCACUGGCUACAGUGGAAAUGGUACCUAUUGUUAUGAUUUUGAUGAAUGUAAGUUGGAGUUGGACAACUGCUCAGAAGAUGCUUUUUGCACUAAUGCCCCUGGCGGUUACUCAUGUACAUGCAAAGAAGGAUACAUUGGCAAUGGGACUUCAUGUGAUCGGGGAUGCUCAAAGUCAGUCCUGCGAAAAAAAACCUUGUGAAAAUGCUACUUGCCCUGGACAGGUGGAAGCUGAAUGUGUGGUUGAUUUGGAUAACUGCAGUGCGACAUGGUUUAUUGAUUGUAAAGAUGUCACUCACCUAUGCCAAGUAUGUAACGAUGGAGACGUCCGUUUAAUAAAUAUAACGAAUGAUACGAAUGAAAUGCUAGUUGAAAUAUGCUAUGACUCCACCUGGGGAUUGGUCUGUGAUGACCAGUGGGGAGCAAAUGACAAUAAUGCCCAAGUUGUCUGUAAGCAAUAUUGUUUCGAGAGUGGAGAGAAAGGUAAAAUGUGUCCAAAUCUGAACGAUGGGAUAUUCUGGUUGGAUGAAGUGAAUUGUACGGGAGACGAAGGGCGUUUGGAUAACUGUACACAUAAUAACAUUGGAGAACAUGACUGCACCCUUGCUGAGGCUGUUACAGUUAUCUGUUCAAGUAAGCCUUUUCCACUAUUUGUAUGUAGGGAUACUGAAUAAGCAAACUAUGCAUGAAAAUUUUACUCACAGCUGUCACAUGGUUGGGUCAAACAACAAGGAAUAUUGCUAUACCUCCUAAUUGGGUAUUAUUCUUCCCCAUGUUCA